Molecule: messenger RNA, 4772 nt
Organism: Pelodiscus sinensis (Chinese soft-shelled turtle)
Lineage: Eukaryota; Metazoa; Chordata; Testudines; Trionychidae
Source: RefSeq, a predicted model, not a curated record
GGAAGGAACCCCACCAGCCAGUGGCCCUGCCACUGCAGCCCCUCUGGAACUGCCUGACAGCCUGGCCAGCGCACCCCUGGUCGAUCCCAGGAGCUCCCCUGCUGCCCCCGCCUGCCCCCCCGUCCCAGAGGAGAAGCAAGCUGGGGGUGGUCAGCAAAGCCCUGAUUCCCUCCCUCCCCAGAGGAGAAGCAGAGGAGACUUGGGCCUGUAUCCCCGGAGGAGCCACAGGCUGGGCAGCACAGUGUCCCCCUCCUACUGGAGGACCAAUGGUCAGGGCUGGGCAGUUGGGACUGGGCAGCACAGCCCUGGCUCCCCACAGAGAAACCACUGACUGAACAGUGUGAUCCCAGGGAGUUGGCAUCACUAGAGCACCUCUGCCCUUGCCACCACGGGGGGCUCCGGUAAGCCUCUCCAGACGUUCCAGCCACCAGCCCUCAUUCUUGCAACCCCCCUCUGCUGCCCAAAGCCCCCACAAAGACCUGAGAAACAUCUGGUAAAUCCUCUAGUUUUGCAUAUUUUUCAUUCCUCUCUCCCCUGUGAUGCUUUCAACCAGCUCAUCUUUGGGAUUAUGACAUCCUUUCAGGUGAGAUUAUGACGUAGUGGUCAAUGUGUCAGUUACCACCCUCUUGGUUAUUCCUCCCAUUGCUUUCUCUGCUGCGGCUCUUCGAACAUUGACUUGUGGGAUUGUGACAUCCAAUCUAGUAGGUUUAAGACAUCAGACAUGAGUUAAUCACUUCCUCUUCCUAUUAUUCCCAUAUUCCUUUAUUGUAACUUUCAGCAAUCCUAGGAUUUUAAAUGCAUAUAUACAUAUGAUUCAGACACUUACCUUGUCUAUGUUGGUCUGAAACAAUAGAUGUAAUAUGUCAUGUAAAAUGGUGACAUCAUUUGUAAAACUCCUGAUAUUAUUCAAGUAUGUAAUACUGUAAGGGUCAGGGGCCUCAGCUGAGGUUAAGGGGCCAUUUGCUAAGGGAAGUAUAAACAUAAAACUAUAGCCAACAUGGUGCCUGUAACACAAAAUCCAUAGAACAACUGUAUGAUUCUGAUGCAGCAAGGCAUUUAAACAGCCUUAUCCUUAAAGAGUGAAAAAUAUACUUAUUUUUCAACACAGAUGGUUGAGUUUCAGCAGAGCCUGGAUACUAACACAAUGAAUGCUCAUUUCUCAAGAACAGAUGCCACAAAUCUUGAGAAUGACAAUUUGCAGAUUUCACAGGAAAUACAAAUGACCAAAGAACUAGAGAAGGAAGCUCUACCUGUACAUGUCACAGAUCGGAUAUUUUUCGUUGAUUUAGCCAAUAAGCAACAGACUACUAUCCCUUUACACAUCUUAGAACUGGAGAAUCUGGAAGAGUUGCACUUGGAAAAAAACUUAAUUGAAAGCAUCCCAGGAGACAUCCAUCAUCUUAAGAAGGUGAAAGUUCUCUAUCUGAAUAUGAACUCCAUACGCGACAUAUGUGAACAACUUGGAGAGCUGAAAUCUCUUCAGAGUUUAGAUUUAAGUAGCAAUCCUCUCUCUUACAGUUCGCUGCAUAUCAUCAGCAAACUGCGGGCUCUUCGUCAGCUCAGGCUCUAUGAUGUAAACUUGGAUGAGUUUCCAGUGGAGAUCUGUAAAUGCCUCCAUCAUGUUGAGCUGCUUGGACUCUCUGGCAAUAAUCUAAGGUACUUGCCAAAAGAAAUAGUGAAUCUGAGAAAACUUAAAGAGAUCUACCUGCAAAAAAACAGAUUUGAAAGUUUUCCUCUGGAGCUUUGUCAUCUUCCUAAUCUCAAAAUAAUAGAUCUGGAACAAAAUCUAGUGAGUUUUAUCCCUGAAGAGAUUGUCUCUUUGACAAACUUAGUGAAACUAUUUUUAGCUUUCAAUAACCUGUUAUCAAUCACUGAUAAAUUGCAUCAUUGCCAGAGACUGACUGUGCUUGAUUUGUCUAAUAACCUUCUACGUAGGCUCCCUCGUAGCUUCAAGCAGCUCACAGAAAUGAAUGAGCUUGGUCUGUCUGGUAACAACUUAGAAAAGUUUCCACAUCAAAUUUGCCAUUGGAAGUCCCUUUGCCUUGUUUACCUGAAAAACACUGGCUUGCAAAUGCUACCAUCUUCCUUUGCCAGAUUAACCUGUAUCAAGAUAUUAGAUCUUAGUGAAAAUUUCUUUGAUGAAUUCCCUAAAGAGAUUUGUGCUAUGGAAAAUCUGGAAAUAUUGUCACUGGAUGACAAUCAAAUAUGUGAGAUACCUCCAGAGGUGACGGGACUCCCUAACUUAAAAUGUCUUGGUCUGACUGGAAACAGAUUCAGUGUUUUUCCAGAGGAAGUCUUUCUCCUUGAGUCAUUAGAGAAAUUAUAUUUGGGACAAGAUAAAGGGAUCAAAUUCACGACUCUACCAAAAGACAUCAGCAAACUGCAGAAUCUGAAAGAGCUGUACCUAGAGAACAAUUGUCUGGAGUACCUGCCAUCUUCUAUGGGCUUGCUGAGCAACUUAGAAAUAGUUGAUUGUCACAACAACUUCCUUAAAGAACUCCCAGACUCCAUAUGUCAAGUACAAGGUUUGCAAAAAUUGUUUGUUCAGAACAAUCAGUUGUUCCAACUCCCAGAAAACUUGGACAGUCUUCAGAAGCUGCAUCUUGUCUUGUUGGAUGGGAAUCCUAUGACAGAUCCUCCAGUUGAGGUGUGUAGCCAGGGGAAGGUGGCUAUCUGGGAGUAUUUACGGGAAAAGAGGAAUCAAAAGGCCAAGGCUACAAAGAUCCAGGCUUGGUGGCGUGGGCAGAUGGUGAGGAAGGGGCUUGGAAAUUUUGCUGAGCUUCAAAAACUGUUAAAGAAAGGAAAGAAAGGAAAAGAAAAGGGAAAAGAAAAGCCAGGCAAAGGCACAAAGGGCAAAAAGUAAUACUUCUCUAUAUGACUUGUACAUCAAACUGUUUAGAGCCCUUCUACAUAGGUGGGUAGAUACAGAGAGAAGCAAGAAAAUAAGGGAUAAUCAACAUUAAUAUUUCCAGAACAGUGAUUAUUAAAAUUAAAAUAUAAUGUAGGGUGUUUUAUGGCCAGUUUUGUUCAUGUGUCAAAAUUAUUUCAAUUAAAUUAGGUUAGAUGAUAAAAUAAUAUAUAUGAUUGCAAAGCACAAGGGCAAUUGACUAACUGAAAGCAAAUUGUAUCUGCAGAGCUUUGUGCUGACCAGGGGUACAUCUAGACUACGUCUUUUUCUGAAAGAUGAUAUGCAAAUUUGGUGCUAAUUUGCAUAUCUUCCCAUCACUUUUUCGAAAGCGGGUUUUUUGAAAGUGAAAGAAGUCUGGACGUGUUUUUUGGAGGGAAAAAUCCCUUUUUCGAAAAACCGUAUAAACCUCCUUUUUUUUUAGGAAGAAUGGUUUUUUCGAAAUAUCUUCUCAAACCCCUCCCCCCCUGCAUCCAGACUACUUUCACUUUCGAAAAAGCAUUUGGAAGGUAUGCAAAUUUGGCGCUAAUAUGCGUAUCUCCUUUUGAAAAAACGUAGUGUAGACGUACCCUAAAUGCUUUAAAAUUCAUGUCUUCUGUAAUGAGAAUGGUCUUACUUUCAUAAAAAUGGCUGGCCAUACUGGGUCAGACCAAUGGUCCAUCUAGCUCAGUAUUCUUCCUAUCUUCUGACAGUGGCCAGUGCCAGGUGCUUCAGAGGGAAUGAACACUCACAGCCUACUCCCAGCUUCUGGGAAACAGAGGCUAGGGACACCUAUACAUGCAUUGCAUGCCUGCUCAUCCUGGGCUAUUAGCCACUGAUGGACCUAUCCUCCAGGAAUGUGUUGUCAUUUUGGCCUUUACCACAUCCCCUAGCAAAGAGUUCCACAGGUUGACUGUGCAUUGCAUCAAGUAGGACUUCUCUUUGUUUGUUUUUAAACCUGUUGCCUAUUAAUUUCAACUCCAUGUACUGUUAUUAUGUAAAGGAGUAAACAUUUUUCCUGAAAAAAUGAGGAAGAAUGGCUUUUGUGGAAGGGGGGGGGGGGUUGUGCAAAAAGGAGCAGUCUACUCAGCUUCUUUUUGUGCAAAAGCUUCUUCUGCAAAAGUGGCUGCUAAUUAAUUAUUCAAAUGAAGCACGGCGAUAUUCCAUGCCAUGCUUCAUUUGUAUAAGCUUUUCCGGAAGAAGACUACAGUGUAGCUGUAGCCUAAGAGUGGGGAGACCAUGAGCACCCUUCCACCCAAGGCUUCACCUGUCACUUACCCUUACAGCCAGUAAAAACUCCUACCAUUCCAGCACCCCUGUCAAAGAGUCACUAGGAGGACUCUGUCAUGGAGCCGGGGAGGAGGGGGGAAGGGGUCUGUGCUCUACUCACCGCUGGGUGGUACAUCCCACUAGCAUUUAGAUCCAGCCUAGUUCAGCACUGCUAUGAUUUUCUCUUCUUCCCACAUUCCACUCUCCUCCCACUCCACAGACUUGCAGUAUAGCUGCUUUGUGAAUCAGCCCACUGGACAGCUCACAUCAUAAUUUCCCUUCUAAGGUAGUUUCUCAAGGUCUCUGUCCAUGUACAGAAUCAGGCGGGACCUCACACUUGCUACCUUGACUAGGUUACUCCUAUAGCAACUCUGGUAGUUUCCCCAUUCACUGCCCCUAGCAGCACCACUCUGCGGUAGAUGAUAGGGGAACCCAUGCCAACCCUCUCCUCUGGAUUCCAGUUCUGGGCCUAGUACCAAGCCAUUAAGGUCUGUGUCUACCCCUAUCUUACUGCUCUCAUCUCUAGACCAGGGGUUUUCAAACUUGGGUCACAGCCCUACAAGGGAAAGCCCCAUUCCAACCUGUGAUAUUUUGUUUACUCUACAGCUCCACAGCCAUG